UCCGGGCGUGCCCGUUCUCCCGCCUCGCCCAGCGACCGCGCGACUGCCCGACCGUGCGUCCCGGCCCGCGGCGCGCUGGAUGCAGCGGAGCCCCGGCGGGCGGCGCGGCGGCCGCGGCCCCGGGCGACAUGUACCUGCUGGACGGCAGCAGCGAGCCCGCGUCUCCGCCCGCGGACGCGAUGCCGCGCGGGACGCCCCCCAGGAAGACCGUCUACCGCAUCUCCGUGACCAUGGUCAGGAAGGACCAGCUGGCCGCGCCAGGCCCCGGCGGCCCCGACCCACGCCCCGGCGGCCCCGACCCACGCCCGGCCCUGAGGCCCCGGCCCGCGCGCUCCCCGGACGCGCCGGGGCGGCUGGUGGAGGAGGCCGAGGAGGAGGUGGCGGCCGGCGCUGAGGACCCCGAGGGCCGCCGGCCGCGCGCCUGGGACUUCCGCACCUUCCGCACCCGCAGCACUGGGCAGCUGGAGCUCGGGCGGCUCCGACCUUGCGCACGCGGCCUCGAGCCCGCGGACCUGGCCGGCAGCCCCCCGUCCGUGGAGGAUGGGCCCGGCUCGCCCGCGCCCGGCAGCCCCGACGUGGAGGGGGUCCGGGCCGCGCCCCUACGGCGGAGCCUCAGUUUCCGGCACUGGAGCGGGCCCGAGGUGUCGCGGAGUCAGACUCUGGGCCGCGGGAGACGCCACAGCAGUUCCGGGAGCCUGGCCUGGGCGCCGGGUGGCAAGGUCUCGGCGGACCCUGGGGUCGCUGUGGAGCCCGCGGCCCCAGUGCAGCCCUCCUCGGAGAAGCGCAACACCCUGGACGUGGGCGAGGUGCUCAGCAAGAACGAAGCGCUCUCGGACCUGGAGCGUUGGGAGCGCAGCAAGAGCAAGAACCGCACGCUGGACAACAGCGACCUGCAGCGGCUGGAGCGCGCGCGGGCGGCGGCCGCGGGCCCCGGCGCCGCUUCGGAACACCGGCUGCUGCGCUUCUUCAGCGGCAUCUUCGCGCGCAGGGACGGCGCGUCCGGCGGCGGUCCCUCUCCCCGGAGCGGCGGCGCCUCGCGGCCCCGUGGCUACUUUAGCAGCCUGCGGCGGGCCCCAGCCGAUGCGCACUCGUCUAGCGCGGAGAGCAUCGACGGGUCCCCGCGCAGAGAUGCCUUUGUGAAUAGCCAGGAAUGGACGUUAAGUCGAUCUGUCCCGGAGCUCAAAGUGGGGAUCGUGGGUAAUUUGGCCAGCGGCAAGUCGGCCCUGGUGCACCGGUAUCUGACCGGCACGUACGUCCAGGAGGAGUCUCCCGAAGAUAUGGAUGCAGGUGGCCGAUUCAAGAAAGAGAUCGUAGUUGAUGGACAGAGCUACCUGCUGCUGAUUAGAGAUGAAGGGGGCCCCCCAGAGGCGCAGUUUGCCAUGUGGGUGGACGCCGUGAUAUUUGUCUUCAGCUUAGAGGAUGAGAUAAGCUUCCAGACCGUUUACCACUACUACAGUCGGAUGGCCAACUAUCGGAACACGAGCGAGAUCCCUCUGGUUCUGGUGGGGACUCAGGAUGCCAUAAGUUCCACCAACCCACGGGUCAUCGACGACGCCAGGGCGCGGAAGCUCUCCAGUGACCUGAAGCGGUGUACCUACUACGAGACGUGUGCCACGUAUGGGCUGAACGUGGAGCGGGUCUUUCAGGACGUUGCCCAGAAGAUUGUGGCCACAAGGAAGAAGCAGCAGCUGUCCAUCGGGCCCUGCAAGUCGCUGCCCAACUCCCCCAGCCACUCGUCUGUCUGUUCUGCACAGGUGUCCGCCGUGCACAUAAGCCAGACCAGUAACGGAGGCGGGAGCUUAAGCGACUACUCCUCCUCUGUCCCGUCGACGCCAAGCACCAGCCAGAAGGAGCUGCGAAUCGACGUCCCUCCCACUGCCAACACGCCGACACCUGUCCGGAAGCAGUCCAAGCGCCGCUCCAACCUCUUCACUUCUCGGAAAGGGAGUGACCCAGACAAAGAGAAGAAAGGCCUGGAGAGCCGCGCGGACAGCAUCGGGAGCGGUCGAGCCAUCCCAAUUAAACAGGGCAUGCUGCUGAAGCGGAGCGGCAAAUCGCUGAACAAGGAGUGGAAAAAGAAAUACGUCACCCUGUGUGACAACGGCGUGCUGACAUACCACCCAAGUUUACAUGAUUACAUGCAGAACGUUCAUGGUAAAGAGAUUGAUCUUCUGAGAACCACUGUGAAAGUCCCAGGGAAGAGGCCACCCCGAGCCACGUCGGCCUGCGCGCCCAUCUCCAGCCCUAAAACUAACGGCCUGUCCAAGGACAUGAGCAGUUUACACAUCUCACCAAAUUCAGGGAAUGUCACUAGUGCGUCUGGGUCUCAGAUGGCCAGCGGCAUCAGCCUGGGCUCCUUCGGCAGCCGGCCGGACGGCAUGCAGCAGCGCUCCUACUCUGUCUCCAGUGCCGACCAGUGGAGUGAGGCUACGGUCAUUGCAAACUCGGCCAUCAGCAGUGACACGGGGCUGGGCGAUUCCGUGUGCUCCAGCCCAAGUAUCUCCAGCACCACCAGCCCCAAGCUCGACCCGCCCCCCUCCCCUCACGCCAACAGAAAGAAGCACCGAAGGAAGAAAAGUACCAGCAACUUCAAAGCCGACGGGCUCUCCGGCACCGCUGAAGCCAAACGCAAGGCUUGGAAACUAAACCGUGUUGGUAGCCUGCGAAAUAUUUACAGCAGCGGCAGCACCAACACUGAAGAACAAGAAGAAAACUUUGAGUUUAUCAUUGUGUCCCUCACUGGCCAGACGUGGCACUUUGAAGCCACCACAUAUGAAGAGCGAGAUGCGUGGGUCCAAGCCAUCGAGAGCCAGAUCCUAGCCAGCUUACAGUCAUGUGAGAGCAGCAAGAAUAAGUCCCGACUGACAAGCCAGAGUGAGGCCAUGGCCUUGCAGUCAAUACGAAACAUCCGCGGGAACUCCCACUGCGUGGACUGCGAGACCCAGAAUCCGAACUGGGCCAGUUUGAACUUGGGAGCCCUCAUGUGCAUCGAAUGCUCAGGGAUCCACCGGAACCUUGGCACCCACCUUUCUCGAGUCCGGUCUCUGGACCUCGAUGACUGGCCCAUCGAGCUUAUCAAGGUGAUGUCAUCCAUUGGGAACGAGCUGGCCAACAGCGUCUGGGAAGAGAGCAGCCAGGGGCGGACGAAGCCCUCCCUGGACUCCACAAGGGAAGAGAAGGAGCGGUGGAUCCGGGCCAAGUACGAGCAAAAGCUCUUCCUGGCGCCGCUGCCCUGCAUGGAGCUGUCCCUGGGCCAGCACCUGGUGCGGGCAACCGCUGACGAGGACCUGCGGGCCGUCAUCCUGCUGCUGGCGCACGGCUCCCGGGAGGAGGUGAACGAGACCUGCGGAGAGGGGGACGGCCGCACGGCGCUGCACCUGGCCUGUCGGAAGGGGAACGUGGUCCUGGCGCAGCUCCUGAUCUGGUACGGAGUGGACGUCAUGGCCCGGGACGCCCAUGGGAACACGGCACUGGCCUACGCACGGCAGGCCUCCAGCCAGGAGUGCAUCGACGUCCUGCUGCAGUACGGCUGCCCCGACGAGCGCUUCGUGCUCAUGGCCACCCCCAACCUGUCCCGGAAGAACAAUAACCGGAACAACAGCAGCGGGAGGGUGCCCACCAUCAUCUGAGGGCCGCGCGCCCACCCGCCCGCCGCACCCGGGCGCCCUCUCUCGCAGAAGUCACGACACGUGAGUCCCGUCCACCCCCACCCUCUUCCCGGUGGUCACCCGCCCUCCCCCCACACGAAGUCACAAAACCUGACUGUCCUCGUGGGGCGAAGAGGAGGCCAGGAGGCUGCCCAGCAGAUUCCUUUUCAUAAACUCCCCUAACGACAAGCAGGAGCUCCCGGUGGGCCUUGGUUUGCUGACGAUAGCACACGGCGAGGCACCCCCUGCCGCCAUCCGUCCGCGGCCUGGAGACACAAGAGCACGGUGCAAGGGAUGGGGACGAGAGGGGGAGGGGAGGCAAGGAGCAAGGAGAAGGGUAACUCUCCUUAACUGGCAGUUAAGCACAUCAGUACAUUUCACCUCUACCAAACGGAACACUCGGAUUUCAUCUCCUCUCCGAGGAGCUUGACGGCAUAAAUCAGAAGCAAGCAGAGUUUGUCAGGUUUGAAGCCCCUAUGAUGGUAUGUGUCAAAUCAGUUGUAGCUAAUCUGUCCAGGGAGAAUACUGGCUUCAUUACACUUGUAUAGUUGAGUUCUUCCAGCAUUACCGCUGUUUAAUAGAACAUGAUUAGUCAUCACCGAGAAGAAAGCAUAUUAGCCGAGGAGGUAGUUACGCAGUGCGCUCUGAUGAUUGCCACGAUGUGAUUGCAAUACUUCUUAGCAGCACCACAUCAUCCCAGACGUGUUCUUUCGAGCCCUUGGAGCCCUCCUUUCUAAAUUCACUGUCAUAAUUUAGUAUCUGUUUAAUUUUUCAGUCCAAAGAGAGGAAAUCAGUUGCUGAGUAUCAUUUGACUGGAGUCUCCUUGGUGCAAAUACAAAAUGGAAAAAAUAAAUAAGAGUAAGUCAGAAAUUCAAAAGGAAAUCACGAAUUCAAGCUAAUAACAUUUCGAGACCAUGUAGUAAACUCAGUAAAGGCAUAAAAGGCUACCCCCUGCCAAACCUAGGAGAUAUUUUACUUCCUUUUGCCAAGGUGGAUGUCUUGGGUCUCGGUCACUGCCGGGCCACGCCAGAGUGUCCCACAGGCUUCUGUGUCAUGUCUUUAGCUAAGAUUGUGAAAAUCUGUUUGAAUAAAGGAAGUUCAUAAAUAUGCAUUGAUUUUUGUACAGACAAAUGGCACCUCUGUUAAUUUAUAAAUUGAACUGGAUGUGAACUAAUAACACGCAACUAGUUGAGAUAAGAGGGUUACAGAUCAUUGUACAUGGAAAGCGCUCCUGGCAGCAAACGCUUCCAUUACUGUGAUCGACGGCUUUGAAAAAGGAACCUACCCGAAGAAGAUGGUGGUACAAUUUGCUUAUUAAAAUCGAGAAAGAAAAAGAAGACACUUAGAUCCUAUGAGAGAAGAGGGGGUGGGGAGGCGGCAUGUGAUUUCGCCUUACUUAGAUCUGAUGCCGCUUCUGCCAGCCUGGAGGAAGAGGCCGUGGGGAAGCCGGGGAUGAGUUUCUGAGUCCCGGCCCUGGGUGGUGGGCAGAGGCAGGCCAUGACCGGCCGCCCACAGCUCGGUGGCACCAGCUGGCCCGCGGGCCUCGCUAACACUUCCCUGGGUGGCCAGGCCCUCCAUCUCCUUUACUUGGUCACCUGACCUGCUGUGUCCAAGCUGUGGGGUGGCUUCAGACUUCCACCACCUUCAGCCUGCUGGCCAAACGAAGUAAAAACCAGAUCAAGACACCUUAGGUUAAAAAGGAAGCGGGGGUGGGGGGGGGGGGCGUGCCUGGAGCCCUUUAGCAAGUCCGAGCAAGAAGAGGGUCGUCCCCCUGGCAGGCGACCCUGGCCCUGCUGCCACACAGGAGCAGGGCCACGUCCGCCCAGCAGCCUCCAGGCAGGUCCUUUGCUCUCCUACAUUAAACCUUCUAUUUUGUAAGAGUUUUUCCUCUUCUUUCACUUUUUAAGAAAAAAAAAUUUAGGUGGGCAAAAAAUAAAGCUUUACACAGAAUUUAUAUGUGGGUCAGUGUUUCAUGGACAUUUGUAACCUUGAUUCCGCUGCAUGGAAGCCAGGAGGCUCCGGGAACAGCAGGUGCAGAAGCCACGAGGCUGAGAGCCUUGACAACAGGUCCCUAAUCCUCCCUCCCCACCCCCACCCCCGCGAUUUUUAAUUCUGUGUUUCAUCACUGUGUAGUUAUUUUAAAUGUGAAUAGGAAAAAAAAUGUCUGCCUAUUUUUGAAGAACGCGUUACUGUUCUAAUCCAGCUAUACACAUUCGCCUCCACACAGCCUUUAGCAUAGAAUUUAUGUAGUGAACGCAGAUAUAGUAUAAAUGAAAUUCUUAAAUUAUUUCACUGUAGUUAAUUCCCACUAUAGGAAUGCUCUAUCAUAUAACGAAGCCUUGUUUUGAAAAGAAACGGAAUUCCUUGUAAGGCUUCUCUUUGAGAUGUAUAUGAGUGUGUACAUAUUAUUAUAUGUGUUUAUAAUAUAAUAUUUUCCCAAAUGACUUCUUUUUUCACUUAGCCUUUCACGACCUGAAUGCCAGAUUUGUUUGGGGGGUUUUGUUUUUGUUUUUUUCUCCCUUCCCUCUCUCCGGCGCGGGGACUUCAUUGAUUCCUUCUCAGAAAACUUGACCCCUCUUCUGCUAUUUCUAGCAAUGUUGAUCUGCGCCAGGAGGUGGCCAGCCUUCCUGAGCCUGAGUUUGGGCAGCAGGGCAGGGGCGGUGGUGGGUGUCAAGGGUUUUCCUCAAAAAUAAAGGUGGCUGGUGGCCGAUCUGUUUGUAUUUCAGCGUCACACCAGAAGGCCUUUCUUCACCGGCAAUAUGCUCUCAUUCCCAUCUUAAAGCCUUGCUAACACUCAGGCGGGGAAGCAAAAAGCCACAAGGGCCGGUGUUAGAAAUGACCAGCUCAGGAAGGCGGCCGAGUUGUCACUGCUCCCACGGAAAACACCAGUGCAUUAUCUUCAUAGCCUUUUCUCUUCAGAAGUAAAUUCCCCUGAACUUGAAACCACCUGCUGGGGUAGGCACAGGUGCACAUGGUCACCAGGGAGGGUAGCUUCACCAUCUGGCUGGAUUCCUUCUGUUGGCCACAGAAACCCUGCAGAGGAGGAGCCUUGAUUCUGAUCCUGUGGGAGCAGACUCCCAGGCCUGGUAGGAAGAUGGCUCACCAAGCCCAAAGCCCAGUCAUGGGGCCCCGGCCCCUCCUGUCUCCUGUCAUCCCAGGAGAUGAGCAGCUCGAGGGUGAGUGAGUGACACGUUCAUGAGUCUUGGGCCCCAUGAGCGGGCGCCGUUCCAUGUCUCCCUGUAAGAGCACGCUGCGCGACUAUCCCAGAGAACAGGGGAAGGCAGUGGGGUGCUUGCUGAUCCCAGGGCUGUCAAGGGCCCUUGUUGGAUUACUCUUGACCAGAAUCCUAAAAGGAGCCCAUUCUCUGCCCGUGAGCCCGGGCACCGAGGCAGGGCCUUGCUGUUCACCUGUCUUUUGAAGUUUCGUCUAGCCUGAUGAGGUCGGCUCACACCCAGCCUCUGCCAUCUGGCCUCAGGACCCGUCCUCCCAGUUUUGUAACACCUGCCCCCUCCCAGGGUCAUUCUCUCCAUCCGUGAAGGAGCGGUCACUGACCUGAUGAGGGGGAGAACAGGGUCCGGUGAUGAGAAGGACAGCCCUGGGGCUGAGCAGACCCGGCCUCGGCUUUGCUGCCCCUCCUGGGUGGCCCUGGCCAGGUACCCAGCCUUGGGGCGCUCUUUCCUCAGCUGUGAAAUUGGGGGGAGUGGCCUUGCAGCACCCGAUGACCAGUUGGUUUCCAACCAGUGUGAUCACUGCCAGCCAGACACUCCGCCGGGGCUGGAUGCUCAGGAAAUGGGAGUGUUCAUUAAGAACAGAAAUGCUGACGGCCCCAAAGCCAGAGCGCCGGCCUGGAGAGCUUGCUUCCUCAAGCCGGCGCCCUAGGGAGCCCGGGACAGCAUGCUCGCCAGCCCCCCUCCCCUCUGCUGAGCCAGCAGGGCCCUCCCCCACCCCCGCGGGCAGGGAGCAGUGUCAGAGGAGGGGUGAGGCUCUUUGUGAGCCCCGACGACGCCUACAGAGCCCCUCUCCCAAGGGGUGAGCCGCACUGCGCACUUCCUGGCAUUUAUCCCCGAUUUUUGUAGUCUGAGUUUGCUUUCCCAGAGGCAAAGGAAAGGUUGAGUCUUACCCUCAUGUGCUCACUGAGGUCACUUGAGGCCCAAGGUGACCCCUUCUGUCCAACACCCUCUUGGGUUGUUGGCUCAGACAGGCCUCCCGCUCUUCAGAAGCCACCAGGAAGCUGCUGUCCGCACUGGGUCCUCAGAGCGCGCUGAAGAGCACGCUUUACUGGCAGAGCGCCGGGCCUUGCGGCCUCUUGCUUGGCGUGGACGGUUGGACGGUGAGCGAGCACCACGCUGUGAGCUACUCCCCCUUUUGAGGCUGGCGCUUGGCUUGUCUCGUGCCUGCGCUUGGUGGACGCGUCCUCCCCUCUCGACGGUGGCCAUGGGGUCCUGCCCAGCCCCCAGCCCCAGCUGUGCUCCAGGGUGACAUGAGUCACCGUGGCUCCAGCUCUGCCAUUCCUUCCUCCUUGCAUUUAGAAUGUUCUGGAAAUAAGAAAUCCACAUUCCCACCUAGGGAGGUUCAGAAGCCUUGCACUGAUGUAGAGCCUCUACAAGUAAGUAUGAUCUAGGCUCCAAAACUUCUACAAAGGCAAAGAUAAUUUGAAAGCAAAUCCAUUACCCCUCCAUGGGCUGUUUCCCCCUCCCCCACCUGCUCUAUUUCCAUCCCUCACGCGCCCCACAAGGUCGGCAUGACUUUCUAGAACUCCCCUGGAUUGUAUUUAUGUCCUUCAAGCAAACAAACUGAAAAGCAGUCAGGAAGGAAUUCAAAUAGAAAUGUGCUGAAGAUACACAUCUUUCUUUCCCAGGAAAUAUAAUUUAUUCAAACUGCCUCCUCAAACGUGGGCUUCACACAUUGUGAGGUACUGUCUUCAAGUGAUUUUCACCCUCAUCCUUCACCAAAAAGCUAAAUAAGGGCCUUUGGCAUCCAGAGUUGGAUUCUUUCACUUUGGGCCAUUAUCGACACGUUGCUUUUUUGAAUUCCCAAGAGGCUUUCUUCUGGAAGUCCUGUGGUCAGUGAGUCUUUGGUGUGGGCCCCGCCCCUGCCGUGGCCCCGCCAGGCCCCCAGGUGUGUGGCUCACGGGGGCAGGGGUCUGGCUUCCCCACCUGGCCCGCUGGGGGGUGGGGUCGGCUCCCUGCCCUGCUCGGUGCCCUGCACCCUGAUGGGUCCUUCGUGGUUCAAGCAUCUCAAUCAGGUCGCCUUUCAGUCAAAACGUGGAAUUGCUUUGUUACGCAGAAGAGAGAAGGGGGAGUGGGUCAGUCCAUGGAGCAGACAGGAACAGCGUCAGGCUUUUAUUUCCACCGCGGCCCAAAGUGAUCCCUGGAAGCCAGAACGGCCAGGCGGCUGGGGAGGAGAGAGCAUCCGUGCGGCUCGGGGUCAGCAGGCCCCCGCCGGGCCCUCCCCUCCCACCUCUCCAGGAAGAAGGGACAGGUGACAGCUUAGAACUCGUAUUUCAAAAACACAGAUGUUCUUCCCCUUAGAGAAAGGCUGUCCUUACAGAGAUUUUUUUUAAGCAAUAUUAAUGGAUUCCCCAUUUCAUUUCUGAUGUCUGCUGCUUUUUGAGCACAGAGUGACACUUCUUUCCAGUUCCAGUGUUUCGGUGUGGGUCAGAGUGGAAGAUUAGGGACAUUUCAUCAGCACGGGAUUCCAUGAGACCACAAAGUCUGGGUUUUAGUCCGUGAUUUUUAAGUGCCCAAGUUCUAGAAGUAAUUCAGUUUCACUGGUGUGGGAAACACCCUCCCAAAUCAAGGAUUCAGGACCGCAGAUUUGAAAGCCUCUCCUUUCUGCAUUUCAUUUGGGGCCGGGGGCUGGUUUUGCUCUCAGAGGACAGCAUUUGUUUCUGGGGCUCACACCUUGUUGGUAAAAACGCCCUUGUCCAAGGCCCUCAUCCCAUGCAAAGGGCCUGCGGUGCCCAGAGGCGGGCAGGGUGAGGCAGGCGUGCCCAGCAGCGACCCGCCGUGAGCCGCCCCCGCCAAGUGGACAGACAAGCUCGGGGUCUGGCCGGGUGUCACCCGGCACCCGGCAGCUGUGGGGUCCUUGCGGGGCAAGCCACCUUCGUCGGGGUGCAACAGGUCAGCUCGGGGCUUGUGUUUCGUGUGGGCCUGGUGUGUGGCUUCUGCAGAGAACGCCCCCCGGGGGUCAUGAUGGCGCCAUAGGAUAGAGACUCGCCUGUCAAAGCCAAGCGAGGUCUAGUCUAGAAUUCAUGGUCCGUGGGAAUUCCGCGUCCUUUACCUUGAGAUACAGGUGAAAGAAAGGAACCAUCCUAGAUGUAAGAGCUUUGGGGAAUCUUCCAAACGGAACAACCAGGUGUUGGGAGCAGCCGCCCCCAAAUAAGAGUGUGCCCUGAUCUCCCCGUGCCAGAUGGUGUCCACGAUGGCCCGGGAAGCGAAUGUCUGAGUUGGCCCAAACUCGAGUAAUAGGAUGUGGCACCAACCCCUAGAAGCUCACGUAGUCAGUGAUGCCUCAGGUAAGCUGGUGAGUGUCCAGGCUUGACGAAAGACGUUGAAGGGCUUUCCACCCCUUGUCCAGAACCCAGAUGUAGAGAGCCUGAGUGACAGGCCUCUUUCAAAGACGCUGGGGGCAGCCCAGCUGACGACCACUGCACCUAGCUCUGCACCUGACAUUCCACUGAGUGGCCUGGGGGAAAGGUUCGUCCUGCCUGGGCUCUUCAAGGGUCAGAGGACAGAGGGGCCCAAGGGUGCAUGAGCUGGAGCCAGAGCAGGGAGUUAGCCCUCACUGACCACUCCCAGGAGCACAUCACUCCCUCCCCGCCCCGCCCCAGGGCGCACGGGCAGACCCGAGUGAGGAUUGGGCUGUUCCAUGGUGCAUAGGCAACAGGUAUGUUUAGAAACUGCUUUAUGGCACAUCACAAGUCUCGAGGUUAGAAGUAAUGCCUUCUCCAAACCCUGAAAAACCUCAGCGGUUUCCCUCCUCCAACUGGGCUUUGGUCUAAAAUAUAUCAAACUCUUGAGGCUGCAACCACUGUCCUGAUCUGAGCACCCACGUGCUGGGGAGGAUGCCAUGUGGCCUUGGCCAAGGGCACUGCACAAAGCCUUGGGAGCCAUGAGCUGGCUGCCCUGGGAAGGGCUGGAGGAGUUGGCCGCUCCAGCCCCAGGCACGGCCACGUGGGUCCCGAGAGUGCUUCCUGCCCCCAAACAGCCCCCCACUCUCCUGCCGGUGACCUUGAACAGGGUACUCAUGGGGCCAUGGGUGUGUUUCUGAACGGGAGCCCGAGGAGGUCAAGGGUGACAACCGAGAGGCAUUUCUCAGAGGGAACAGGGAAGGCCAAGUCUCUGCCCACCUCUCAGCACAUUUUUCUGUUUCUGUAAAUAACAAUGUAUAGAAGAUGGAAGAGUGGCCCAGGGUUUAUCCAGAGAUGGGUUUGGUUUCUUUGGGGGUUUUUUUGGUCGUUUUUAUAUUACCUCAUUCAGCAAGUUUGUUUCACAAUGACUCAAUGAUGCUUUAUUUAUAUUGUUUGUACUGUAAUUAAAACCAUUGACAGACAUUUCACUUUGCUUAUUAUUUCAUAUGAUUUUGUUUUGAUUAAAUAUGCCAGUUUGUAUUUUCCUGCAUUGGGAUUUUCUUUGUGUCAGCUGUACAGUAUUCUAAGGGGGAAAAAAAGAGAAAAAGAAAGAUGUGUAAAGUAAAGGGGAGAGGUGGCUAUAGGGUAGAGGCCUCUUUCUAAUAAAGAAAUGAAAAUAUGUCUA
Zalophus californianus (California sea lion) is the source of this 11404-nucleotide messenger RNA. It is a transcript of the gene AGAP1, whose product is annotated as ArfGAP with GTPase domain, ankyrin repeat and PH domain 1. NCBI's taxonomy places the organism in Eukaryota, Metazoa, Chordata, Mammalia, Carnivora, Otariidae. The record is from RefSeq and is a predicted model, not a curated record. Bases 129 to 3629 code for a protein of 1166 amino acids. The transcript has 20 exons. Gene Ontology annotation, cellular component: nucleus. Gene Ontology annotation, molecular function: GTPase activity; GTP binding; GTPase activator activity.